This is a messenger RNA of Nilaparvata lugens (brown planthopper), 4142 nucleotides long. Its product is annotated as gastrula zinc finger protein XlCGF57.1-like. The transcript has a single exon. Bases 226 to 1866 code for a protein of 546 amino acids. Gene Ontology annotation, cellular component: nucleus. Gene Ontology annotation, biological process: regulation of transcription by RNA polymerase II. Lineage: Eukaryota; Metazoa; Arthropoda; Insecta; Hemiptera; Delphacidae. The record is from RefSeq and is a predicted model, not a curated record. Gene Ontology annotation, molecular function: DNA-binding transcription factor activity, RNA polymerase II-specific; RNA polymerase II transcription regulatory region sequence-specific DNA binding.
CAAUGUUAAUCCCUCUUCAGACAUACACCAUCAAAGGCUGACAUUCAUUACAUCCUGAAUUCCAUUUCACCCAUUCUUUGAAAGUUCAUUCAUCAAAUCUGUUGUAAGCCAUGAAAUAGUGGUAACUUAUUUGUCCAAAUACUUCACCAAAUGUGACUAACUCAGCCACUGACUUGUUUACAGGGAGAAGAGUGUGGAAGCCACAGUGGAUUCAGUCCAAUCCAGAUGCAGCCAGACUACUUGGAUGGUCAAGGUCAAGACAACUCAAGGUCAAUGCCCCAUUCACAACAUCAAGGACCAGACAUGGACAACUGUGAUUGGCCAAUCCAUGGACCAGAUCAACAUCAAGACACCAUUGAAGAUAAGUACCACAUCCAACUCAAUGUGGAUAAUCAAAGUAUAUACUUGGCCCACAACUACACAAAACAUCCUAUUGAAAUGAUUUGGCUCAAAUCAGAGAAACUAAUCGAGGAAGAAGAUGAUGAUGAUGAUGAUGAUGAAGAAGAAGAACAACAACAACAAUGUGGAGUAGAAGUUGAAGUGGGAAAUGGAGAAAGAAAGCAAGAAAGUGACACCUGUCUGCAGAUUGAAAGCAUCUAUUCCCUCUCCUCAGAUAGACUGAAUUCUGACACCUCUGUUCUUGAAACUGAAGAAGUUAAAGAGGAACAACAAUCUUUCAAAACAGACCAUUCAGAUACAUUGAUGCAAAUAGAAGAUAUUUCUUCUGAUGUAGUAUCUGAGAAUUAUGAAAGUGGAAGUGUAUCAUCUGGACUGUGUAUACCAUACCUUGAGGAACGAGAAGGUUCAAACUCCCAUAGGUCUGUUGAUGCAACUCCUGACACAACUUCUGGAAACACUAUGAUGGAAGAUUCUGAAACAAUUGGCAAUGAGGUGGACUUACUAAUCGAAAAUGCAAGGAAGAAUGUGAUUGAUGCAGCAAGUGAUAGUGAAUUAACAAUGUGUCAGUUGUGUGGUGAAUCAUUCAGCAGCACUAGAGAAUUGAAUCUUCAUAGUAGAAUACACACAUCUGGAAAACAUGCUUGCAAAUUCUGUAAUUACAAAACAACAAAUAAGUCAAGUUUCAUCCGUCAUCGAAGGACACACACAGGAGAAAGACCCUUUGGCUGUGAAUUGUGUGACCACAAAGCAACACGGAAAUCUGAUCUCAUCCAGCAUCUUCGGUCACACACAGGUGAAAGACCCUUCAGCUGUGAUUUGUGUGACUACAAAGCAACACGGAAAUCUGAUAUCAUCCAGCAUCUUAGGUCACACACUGGAGAAAGACCCUUUGGCUGUAAUUUGUGUGACUACAAAACAACACGGAAAUCACAUCUCACCAUUCAUCUAAGGACACACACAGGAGAUAGACCCUUCAGCUGUGAUUUGUGUGACUACAAAGCAAUACUGAAAUCACAUCUUAACAGACAUUUAAAGUCACACACAGGAGAAAGACCCUUCAGCUGUGAUUUGUGUGACUACAAAGCAACACAGAAAUCACAUCUCACCCAGCAUCUAAGGACACACACAGGAGAAAGACACUUCAGCUGUGAUUUGUGUGACUACAAAGCAACAAAUAAAUCAAAUCUUAUGAGACAUUUAAACUCACACACAGGAGAAAGACCCUUCAGCUGUGAUUUUUGUGACUACAAAGCAAAACGGAAAUCAGAACUUGUCACUCAUCUAAGGACACACACGGGAGAAAGACCCUUCAGCUGUGAUUUGUGUGACUACAAAACAAAAGUGAAAUCAAGUCUCGUCACUCAUCUAAAGACACACACAGGAGAGAGACCCUACAGCUGUGAUUUGUGUGACUACAAAGCAACACUGAAAUCAUAUCUCAUCCGUCAUCUAAGGACACACAUGUGAGAAAGACACUUCAGCUGUGAUUUGUGUGACCACAAAGCAGCAAAUAAAUCACAUCUGAUAAGAAGAUUGCAGUGAGGUGGACUUACUAAUCAAAAAUGCAAGGAAGAAUGUGAUUGAUGCAGCAAGUGAUAGUGAAUUAACAAAGUGUCAGUUGUGUGAUGAAGCAUUCAGCAGCACUAGAGAAUUGAAUCUUCAUUGUAAAAUACACACAGCUGGAAAACAUGCUUGCAAAUUCUGUAACUACAAAACAAAAUGGAAAUCAGAUCUCAUCACUCAUCUAGACACACUCGGGAGAAAGAUUCUGAUCACAGUUCAGAAGCAUUGCCCCAUUCUUUCUCCAUGUGCCUGUCAUUGGCUACCUCUCUUCAUGUACCUGUCAUUGACUACCUCUCGUCAUGUGCCUGUCGUUGGCUACCAUGGUGGUUUCUCAUUCAGCUUCAUUCUAUCCUCAGCUGCACAAAACAGUUCUGUGGUAUUUGAGGAAAACCAGACUUUCUCAUUUUUCAGACAUGAAAUUCUUCUUCUGUUGACCUCUCUGCUUCCUUGCAAUAUGCCUUGAAGGAUAUCAUAACAGUGAUGGUUAGGUUAGGUAUUUUGGGCAUUCAUUUUCAUAAUACAAUCCAAGCACUGCAACUUUCUCACUUGUAUACUAUUCAGCAGCUCUCAUUCUUGUAAGAAUUUUGGUACUAGUCACAUUAUCCAUCCAUGAAACCCUCUACAUCCUCCUUUACAGCCACAGUUCAUAUGCAUCAUAGCACCUUCUGUCAGUGUCUAUGUUUCUACCCCAUAUAACAACACAGGUAAAACAUUGUCACACAACAUUCUAACUUUGAUAUUCAACCCCAGAUCUCAACUUUGAAACUGAUCUCAAAGAUCUUUGUUCUCUACUUUUGGAGAGUGCAGCCAUCAUCAAGCAAACACACUUCUGUUCCAUUCAAUUCAACAUUUUAUCUCCUGUCAUUGUUUCUUUUUAAGUUGAAGGUUUUUUCGAUAUUGUUUUUUAUUUAUUUAUUUGUGGAUGCAAUUAAUAAUACAGCCUUUUCAAGUUAUCAGUGAUGAUAUUGUAAAAUGUCUUUUUUGAUAAUGUUAUUAAACUAAUCUAGAUUCUAAGUUUAUAGUUUUUAUAUAUUUUGGACUCAAGAUUGAACAAAACUUAUGAAGUGAUAAACAUAACCUUCUUUGGACUGUUUCUAUCAAAAUUUGGGAAAAGAACAGUUUCGGACUUCAAGUCUGUUGCUCUUUUUCCAAUAUUUAUAUUUAGUAAGGAAUGAUAUUGUAUCUACGAAUGUAUAAAUAAAUGAAAUUGUUCAUUCAUAGUGGAUCCAAGGUAGACAUAGCUCUACACUCUUUCUUUAACACCACAUUCCAGUCUUAUUUGCCCCUCACAAUAUUGUUUUCACUGAUAAUUAUCAAGUAUUUGGUUUAACAAGUCCAUAUGUUUUACUGCUUUCCACAAUACUUUCCAUAAUGCUCUUCAGAUCUUGCAUAUUAUCAUAGAGAAAAGAUAGCGCCAGUAGAUAUCCCAUUGUAUAGGUUGUUUAUGUUCCAAAUUUCAAGCCAAUUACUGUUGAUUACUGUCUAAUAUUAGUGUAUGGUUGGGGGUGUAAGAACGGCUCAGUAUGAGAGACUACCAGCGUCACAUAGCUUCACCAAUAACAACUACUAGGACUAUCGGCUUCAGUUAACACUCACAUUUGCAACAUAGACGCCCCAUACCAUGGCAUAUCACCACACAAUGAUACAGUAUCACCACAAUAUGAUACAGUAUCAACACAAUAUGAUACAGUAUCAACACAAUAUGAUACAGUAUCAUCUCAACUUGAUACACAACACCAUAUAAUUUGCAAACUUUGAAUGAGUUCUACAAAGCAUGUGAUUAUUAUUAUUAUUAUGGUGAUAUUGCAAUUGUUUGCAAUGCUCAUGUUUGUUUUGCUCAUGCUAUUGUUUCUCUAUGAUAUUAUCAGUAUAUAUCACUGUAGCAUCAGCAUACCGAAUGUUAUUCAAACUGUCCCAUUGCAAGAAAGAAAUGUACAUAUUCAAAUAUUUUGAUAUCUGUUUAACUUUAGUUUAAUUAAAGGUCCAUUAUUUCACAAGUGUUGUUCCUAUGUAGUUAAAAAUUGAAUGAAUCAACUCAACUGUUUUCUUCAUGUGCCUCAAUUUGUUAGAAUUAUAUUAUUGUGUAACUUUUCAACUUUAUUCUCUAUUUCAUCUGAAACUCUGAAGCAUCAUUGAUUGUAUUUCUAUGGCAAAUAAAUUGAAUAUGAAUAUUUUUUACU